CUUCCCAUUCUGAGAGCUGCUGCCGUUCUCUACCCCACACUCGCUCAUUGCCUUCACGCCUAUUUCAUCAUCCAAGGCCACGCCCCCAACUUCAUCAUCCCCGAUUUCUCCAAACUUCAAGAAUCGCAAACAUGGCUUCCGAUCUAGAUACCCUCAUUGACAUGGGCUUUGAGCGAGCUCGAGCCGAACUCGCCGUCAAAAAGUCUGGAGGGCUACAGGGAGCCUUGCAGUGGCUAGAGGAUAACCAAGACAAAUCGCUGGAGGAAAUCCAAGCUGCUGCUCCAGAUGACGAUGAAGAGGAGGACGAGACCAAGGCAAAGAUUGCAGAGCUGGAAUCCGGCCAGUCUGCCAAGUCGCUUAUCUGCAAUGAGUGCGGCAAACGAUUUAGGAACCCCGAUUUGGCCAGUUACCAUGCUACCAAGACUGAGCAUACAGAUUUCUCCGAGUCUACUGAGGAGAUUGCACCCCUGACAGAAGAUGAGAAGAAGGCAAAGCUCGAAGAGCUGAGAGAGCGACUCCAGGCGAAGAAGGCCGCUCAGGCAGACAAGGACAAGGAAGAUGCAAAGCGCAAUGAGAAAAUCCGACAAAAAUCCACAAAGGAAACCCAGGAGGCAAAGGAGGAACUUGCACGAAAAGAGCAAAUCAAGGAGGCCAUGCAAAAGCGCAAGGAGAAGCUUGAGGAAGCCGAGGCCAAGAAACGAAUCAAGGCCAAGAUCGAAGAAGAUAGGGCCGAGCGUCGCCGCAAGGCCGAAGAGGCCAAAGCUGCCCGCGAAGGCAGAGCUCCCGAAGCCGCAUCUUCCUCUUCUGCUGCUGCGCCGGCCGCUGCCGCUGCAGCCCCCCGACCAAAGGCAGAUCACACAGAGGCGAAGCUAAAGCUGCAGACUGACUCGGGCAAUAUCAUGAAGACGCUACCCGCAGAGACGACGCUGUUUGAGCUUGCGCAACAGAUACAGAGCGAGACUGGACAGCCGGUGACGACAUUUACGACUACGUUCCCCCGAAAGACGUUCCAGGGCGAUUUGGACAUGUCCAAGACGCUAAAGGAGGCUGGAUUUGUCCCUUCAUCUGUGGUUAUUGUAAAAUAGACUGCUUUGGAAUGCCGUUGAGGAUGGAUCUGCUGGCAGGGAGGGAAUACGAGGAGGCACUGAACGCAGGCUGGCUGCGGGAGCACCCUUUUCGCUUUUGUCGAACCAAGGGUUGCACAUUCAAGAGCUUUAACCACUAGAUGAACAUAGCGUCCACGAGCAUCAAUCUCAAAUGUUCUUUUCCAAUCCCAUCAAGUUCAAAAGUCACCAAGAAAAUUCCAAAAAAUGUGAUCAAAAAAAUUUCUUUUUAUUCUUCCCGAGUCAUUCAGUUGACCAUUUGUCCCUUCCGUGCGUGAACUCCGUCGUGUGAGAGCAUUAAUCAUAUUAUCCUUAUGAAAAAAGCUACUCUGCCCAGGACGCGGGAUAUAGGCGCCCACUCCAUCCUGAAUGCAUCCAUCGAUGUGUAUAAAGACUCCGAAGUGCCCUGCAGUUGAAGUACAAAGAAGCAAUAGAGAAAACAGUCGCCGCAACAGAUGAUGUUGGCUGUUUAGUCGAAAAGACCGAAACCCAUAUCCUCGUCGGACUCCUCCUUCUCUGUAGAAAAGUAUUAGCACAUAAAUUCCACAGUCUGCCGGAUAAUGGGAACCGGAAAACGGCCAGUACGCACCCUCAACCUUCUCCUCCUCGGGAGCGGCCUCAGCGGCGGCACCGCCAGCGGCAGCGGCAGCACCAGGAGCGGCAGCAGCACCGCCACCAGAGCCGACGUUGACCAGGAGGUCCUUGAUGUCCUUGCCCUCCAGAGCCUG
Molecule: messenger RNA, 1831 nt
Organism: Trichoderma atroviride IMI 206040
Lineage: Eukaryota; Fungi; Ascomycota; Sordariomycetes; Hypocreales; Hypocreaceae
Biological process (GO): negative regulation of protein K48-linked deubiquitination; negative regulation of proteasomal ubiquitin-dependent protein catabolic process; negative regulation of protein ubiquitination
Cellular component (GO): cytoplasm; nucleus
Molecular function (GO): K48-linked polyubiquitin modification-dependent protein binding
Source: RefSeq, a predicted model, not a curated record